Messenger RNA from Ictalurus punctatus (channel catfish), 3375 nucleotides. It is a transcript of the gene asb12b, whose product is annotated as ankyrin repeat and SOCS box-containing 12b. The record is from RefSeq and is a predicted model, not a curated record. The transcript is spliced from 3 exons. Gene Ontology annotation, molecular function: transcription cis-regulatory region binding; protein binding. Gene Ontology annotation, cellular component: cytoplasm; nucleus. Gene Ontology annotation, biological process: positive regulation of transcription by RNA polymerase II. The coding region runs from base 1144 to 2103 and encodes 319 amino acids. Lineage: Eukaryota; Metazoa; Chordata; Actinopteri; Siluriformes; Ictaluridae.
UGUUUUGUCAUUCUUGAUUGAUCAUUCUCUAUUGUUAUUUUAAAAAACAAAUCUGAAAUCAAGCAAAAAUCUCAUCUAAAACCCGGUGAAGUAUUAUCAGACGGCUAUAUAAUGUAGCCGAAAUAUCAGUUUCUCGAUUUGUUAUUUUAUUGAAGCAAAAAAAGUUGUCCAAGACCUGUCACCCAUGUGAAAAACUAUUCGCCCCCUUAAACUUAAAAUCUGGUUGUGCCGCGUUUAGCGGCAAUAACCGCAACCGAACGCUUCCGAUAACCGGAGAUCGGUCUUCCACAGCACUGUGGAGGGAGCUGGGAGAACCCUCCUGCGGUGAAGCACGGUCGCAUAUCAGCAGCUGAUUGUCUGCUAUUGCUUUAAACAGUGGAACAGCUGAUGACCCUUGGAGACACUUUGGUGUCAGAGGGGAAUGCCUAUACAUUUUCUCUCACAUAUCUUUUCUUUUUUAUUAUUAUUAUUAUUAUUAUUAUUAUUGUUAUUAUUAUUAUUUUUUUAAAAUGAUUGUGAAAUAUCACCCUGGACUCGCAUUUACUAUAUUAUAAAUAACAAUUUAUCCAAGCAUGCCUAGACCUGUCUUAACAGUCACUCAAGUGUACAUCUCAUUUACAAACUGUAGUCAGUGUGUAUAAAAUCCAAACUACGUAAUGUCAUUAGUGACGUAUGUUCAUUUGCUCCUUAUAUAUUGUAUAUUGAGAAUGAUAUCUGAUGUGCUUCAGGUUGUUUUAACGUAAAUACAUUUUAAAUGAGUUAGAACGAAUACACGGUGAGAACAGGUGAGAAGAGAGUUCCUGAGCGGACACCGGGGUCUAAAAAACCAGCCACCUCACUGCCUGUCGAAAUCUCUUUUCUAAUUAUAAACUCCUGCAGCAACCGUCCUAGAAUGGAAGUUUAACCAGAUCCAUCUGUGCCCUAAAAUUAGACCCUCUUGGUGGCCAGGCCUCAUGGAAUCUCUAUGUCAGACUGUCACCUUUGUCUGCUUCAGAGAUGUUCAAUUAGCUUGCCUUGUGACUCCACAGCACAAGCGAUCGUUCGGAAACGAUUUAGAAACUUAAGUUUGGGCUACAGUUGACUCUCUUGGAGUUUUGUGCUGGUAAAAAAAUGAUAUUGAAGCCUUGACAAGUUUUCCGAAACAUGAUGUUGGACACGUCCACCAAAAUGAGCUUAAUGGACAUCACCAAGAUUUUCUCUCUCCUCCGACCCAAAGAGGAUGAAGAUGAAGAUGGCUGUCAGCAGUUAAAUAAGGCCAUUGCUGAAGAUGACGACCAACUUCUGGCUGAUCUGCUCUCUCAAGAGCGCUACAGGAGAUGUAUCAAUAGCAGAAGUGGCUGGGGAAUACCGAGUACACCAUUAAAAACUGCGGCCGCUCAUGGUCACCUCCGCUGCCUGGAGCGCCUUUUAGCCCACGGUGCUGAGGUGGACAGCCUGGAUGUGAAAGCCCAGACUCCGCUUUUCACAGCGGUCAGUGGCAAACACCUUGGCUGCGUCUCUGCUCUGCUCAAAGCUGGUGCUGAUCCAAAUGGAAGCCAAUAUAACAACUGUUCUCCACUGCUAACUGCAGCCAGAGAGGGAGACGUGGACAUUUUGAAGGAGCUGCUGUAUUACGGUGCUGAGACAGACGUCCAAGCCAAAGUUCCAGACUGGGCUUCCAAUGCCACGACGUGCCGAGGGCCUCUCUACAUCGCGGCCGUUUACGGACACCUGGACUGCUUCAAGCUGCUGCUGCUACACGGUGCCGAUCCGGACUACAACUGCAAGGACAAGAAAAUACUGGCGAGGAUCAAACGGUCAAACACAGUGCUGGACACAUGUCUCAAAUAUGGCUGCCAAUCGGAAUACAUUCAGCUCCUUAUAGACUUCGGAGCCAACAUCUACAUCCCAGUGGUGAUUACGGAGAAAACGAGAGAGCAGGAUCAGGUCAUUAAGCUGCUGCUUAGAGAAAGAGUCUUUCUAUUUGCAGUUUGCCCCAAAACACUGAUGUCUCAGAUUCGGCUCGCGAUACGGAAGUACCUUUCUGCUGCACACAAACUGGACUUGAUUGAUGAGCUGGAUAUCCCACAAAUGCUGAAAAAUUAUUUGAAACAUACUACAUGACUCUCCUCUGUGUGAGCUUGACUACAAUAAACGUUAGGUAUGUAAUACACUGUAUUGUACCUUUAUAUUGAUGUUUUAUACCGUCCAGACGGAAUCACAAUUAAGAUUAUAGAGUAUAUAUAUUAUAUGCAGUAUAAAAAGAAACUCGAAAAGAUUUAGACAGUUUGCGCCUACACUCAUCUCCAAAAAUAUUUGGACAGUAACGAUUUUUUUCCCCCCUCCAUAUUUUUGCCUCUGUACACUAGCAGAAUGUAUUUGAAAUCAAGCAGUUAAGAUGUGACCGGAGUGUAAACUUUCGGCUUUAACUCGAGGGCUCUGACAGAAAGAUCGCGUUUUGCGAACCGUUUAGGAAUUACGGACUCUUAUUCGAGUCCUUCCAUUUCCACAGGCUCAAAAGUAAUUGGACAACCGAACGAUUGGCAGGUAUGGCCCGUUCCCUCGUCACUUCACGACAAAUGAAGGAGAUAAAAGGUUUGGGGUUGUUUCCAAGCAUUGAAUUUGCAUUUGGUAGAUCACAGGAACUCUAAAUAUGCAGUCCAAAGAGGUGUCGAUGCAAGCGAAGGAAGCCAUCGUUAAGCUGACCCCAGAAACCAACCACCUCCCCACACACACACACACACACACAAAACAGACCUAUCAGAGAGACAGCAGAACCUAUAGAGUUAUUUUUUUCUGCUCAGAUUCAGUCAAAUGCUGCAAAACAUGGCCUGGCAAAGUAUAAAGGGAAGAAACUGAGCAUUUUGGUGAUGUCCAUGAGGACACUCAAGAAGAGUAGGAACUGAUGUGUUGGAUAUAGUGGGCAAGCUUUCAAGUAAAAACAAAAUAGUUGCAUAAAACUAGAUCUGAUGAAAGAAUAAUGGAAGAAGGACAGAUAUUAUAUUAUUAGAGAACAUUUCUAUUACAGUCAGACUUGGGUAUGCAAAUACUUCCCACUAAGCCUUUUUUUGACCGGUUUAUGUCACUGAUCUUCUCAGUCAGGUAUCUCCGAACAUGUUCCUGCAUGAGUUUAGCGUUUUUCUUGACAGUUAGGUAUGUGUGUGUGAUCCUCAGUGAUCAUCAGGUGUGUGAUAGGAAUUCUUUUUUUUUUUUCCAUUUUAUUGAUGUUUUGAAUUAGUUGAGAUAUUGAAUUGGACUUGCUUUGACUGUUUUUUUUAAAAAUCUUUACUUGAUUUUUUGCACCCUUUUGUAAGUGUUUGAAUCGUUUUUAAUCAUAUUAUACGACCUGGAGGGAGCCUAAACAUUCAUUUGUUAAUAAAGUCACGUCCAGAAUAA